Cygnus atratus (black swan) is the source of this 6693-nucleotide messenger RNA. RefSeq names its product jade family PHD finger 3 (gene JADE3). The record is from RefSeq and is a predicted model, not a curated record. Bases 1701 to 4172 code for a protein of 823 amino acids. The transcript is spliced from 11 exons. Gene Ontology annotation, biological process: regulation of transcription by RNA polymerase II. Gene Ontology annotation, cellular component: histone acetyltransferase complex. Lineage: Eukaryota; Metazoa; Chordata; Aves; Anseriformes; Anatidae.
CAGUGCCGCGGGGUGGUGAGGAGCCUGCCCUGGGGCAGCCAGGGAAGGCACCCACUCAAACUCAAUAUGCUAUUUUGGAGGAAAUAGCCUUUUUCGUCCAAGUCCCAGCUGAUGUUUUCGGAAAAACAGUAGUUCUGCUGUUCAGCAAGUCAGUGUAAAAGUGGUAUUGUGUGCAGCAGUGGAAGCUCAUCGCAGGGGCUGGAGUCGAGGGGAGUGCAGUCACGUGCACAUUUGUGUGUUUGCUUGAAUUUUCAUCCGUCUGACACUGUCUGUUCCUUGAAAUGGAUUCUGCUCAGAUUCACGUCGUCUUCAGGCUGUUUGUGCUAAAGGUGUACGUGUUGAACGGGCAGGAAUAUGUCAGUGCCUGCCCAGCUCACCUGGCUGGGCUGUGUGCAGGCCAACGCACGUGGCUUUCUUCAGAGAGAUGAACAUCAGGCUGUGCUUUCAUUCCCGUGCGUGAAGAAAGCAGAGAAGAGAGUGGGAUUUAAUUUCUCCCCACCUCUUGGGGAGCUCCCGCACGGGUGGUCUACGGACUGCAUGCCUUGCUAGCAAUGCACUCAUCCAGGGGUGGAUUCUGCUCUUUGCAGGCCGUGUGGCAGGAGGCGAUGCAGGCAAAGCCACCGCUCGCCCUCCUUCUGUACUCACACGGCACGGUGACCAUGAGGGGUAGGGGCACGUUACUAAGUUAUUUAAUCUUCAGGUUAGGGAGAAAUAAAGAAGCAAUGUUACUUCUUUCCUGAAUUUCCUUCCCUCUGAAUUGUUUAACCUUUCAAACCUUUUCAUUGCGGCAAAUAUUGCCAGCCCAAGUUCUGAGUAGGUGUUUUUUUUUUUUUCCAGUUUAUAUAGCUUUUUUGUGAGAUUGGAUAGGAUAUUAAAAAAUAAUAAUAAAAAACCCAAACAUGAGUGAUCUCUCUUCCUCUAGUUAUUUGAAAGGUUGUAUUAACUCUACUCAUAUUUCGUAAUUUCCUUGGCAGUUGACUAUGAAAUUUGACCUAUUUAAAUGGUUUUACUGUACUACAUUUCCUGGAGACCUUUCAAGAUAAUUUGCUUCCUAAUCUAAAUUUAACAGUUACAUAAACCACGUUUUGGAGACUUGGAGAUUUCUACCUACUGCCUCUGCUUUUUUUUUUUUGCACGUAGACAAGCCAUAUCAAGUACAAAAGUUUAGUCUGAGAUUUGCAUGUAGCUUGUCAUUUUUUUUACAUACGUAGAUGCUGUUUUUCUUUUUAACAAGACAGAGAAAGUAGGUUAUUUUUCAUCCCACUUGAAAGUUUCCUUAGAAGCGUGGCCAGUUCCGUUUUGAUCAGUCUAUUUUAAAAUGUAAAGAAAUAAAAAUCUCACCGCCCGAGUGUGUGUUUGUGUUACAGCUCAUUGAAUUUCUUGGUUUCCUCUUCCUUCUGUACAGGUCUUCACAGGUACUGAACCUCUCACGUACGUGUUGAACCCUUCUAUUCGACAGAGUGAAGCCGGGAAGGAAGGACUUAUUCCCUGGAGGUUCUGUUUUGUUCAGAAAUCCCAUAUGGAUUUAAGGAUUCAUUUUGUAUGCUUGUCUCUGGUGUCUCUCGCGUAAUACGCUGUGUAAGUUUGGGCUCAGUGAUACCUCAUCCUUCUUUCUGCUGCCUCUGUUAGUGGUGCGCGAUGCCGAGAGAUGUGUCAGGACAAGAGGAUAAACUCCUAGUGCUUUAUUUGGAUGCGUCAGGAUGAAACGCCACAGGCAUCUGAGCACCAGUGACAGUUCAGACAAUGAGAGUCCUUCCACUUCCUUUUCUUCUUGUUCUAAAUACAGGAGCAAGUCAAAAACACCAGCAAAUGAACAAAAGAAACCUGCUGAGGUGUUCCGCAAAGAUCUCAUUAGUGCCAUGAAACUACCGGAUUCUCACCAUGUUAACCCCGAUGAAUAUUAUGUCUUUGCGGACACAUGGAAACAGGAAUGGGAGAAAGGAGUCCAAGUUCCAGCCAGUCCAGAAACAAUUCCACAGCCUUCUCUCAGGGUUGUAGCAGAAAAAGUAAAAGAAGUACUGUAUACACGACCCAGGAAGUACAUCCACUGUUCCAGCCAAGAGCCCACAGAACCAGGUUACAUCAACAUUUUGGAACUGGCAGAAUCUGUGUGUCGCUAUGACUUGGAUGAUAUGGACAUCUUUUGGCUCCAGGAGCUAAACGAAGAGCUUACUGAAAUGGGAUGCGGGCCCCUGGAUGAAAACACAAUGGAAAAGACGAUUGAAGUGCUGGAACGGCACUGUCAUGAGAACAUGAAUCAUGCAAUUGAGACUGAAGAAGGACUGGGCAUAGAGUACGAUGAAGAUGUCAUCUGUGAUGUGUGCCGGUCCCCUGACAGUGAAGAUGGGAAUGAUAUGGUGUUUUGUGACAAGUGUAAUAUCUGUGUCCAUCAGGCGUGCUACGGAAUCUUAAAAGUCCCUGAAGGGAGCUGGCUGUGCCGCACCUGCGUUCUGGGGAUACAUCCUCAGUGCUUAUUGUGUCCCAAACGAGGAGGUGCCAUGAAAGCCACCAGGACAGGGACCAAGUGGGCACACGUGAGCUGUGCCCUCUGGAUUCCAGAGGUUAGUAUUGCUUGCCCAGAAAGGAUGGAGCCGAUCACAAAGGUGUCUCACAUUCCACCAAGUCGAUGGGCUUUAGUGUGUAGUUUAUGCAAACUGAAAACUGGUGCUUGCAUUCAGUGCUCCGUGAAAAGCUGCAUCACUGCCUUUCAUGUCACCUGUGCCUUCGAGCAUAGCUUAGAGAUGAAGACUAUCCUGGAUGAUGGGGAUGAGGUCAAGUUCAAGUCGUAUUGUCUAAAGCACAGCAAGAACAAACAGAAUUCGCUGCCUGACGUUGAUGAGCAUCCCAAAAGUAUGUCAGACCAGAAGCAAACGGAGAGCGAGAAAACCAGUUUGCGAGCCCAGAAACUCCGAGAGCUGGAAGAAGAGUUUUACUCACUCGUUAAAGUGGAGGAUGUUGCAGCAGAACUUGGUCUUCCUAAACUUGCUGUAGACUUCAUCUACAAUUACUGGAAAUUAAAGCGAAAAAGUAACUUUAACAAACCAUUGUUUCCUCCCAAGGAGGAUGAAGAAAAUGGCUUAGUGCAGCCAAAAGAAGAUAGCAUUCAUACUCGCAUGAGGAUGUUCAUGCAUUUGAGGCAGGACCUAGAGAGGGUAAGAAAUCUCUGCUACAUGGUAAGCAGGAGAGAGAAACUGAAGUUGUCUCACAGUAAAGUACAUGAACAGGUCUUCAAUUUGCAAGUCCAGCUCAUUAAUCAGGAAAUUGCUGCAGGCCAUACCCUGACAAGUGCACUAGAGAACACACUGUUCUACCCACCUCCCAGGAUCACCCUGAAGUUAAAAAUGCCCAAAUCAGCACUAGGAGAUUGCAAAAAUAACUCGCUGAAGCCUGGCAACAGACCGCUCUCUCCUGACAACAACAGCACUGUGUACAGCAAAAGGAGCGUGCCGAUGUCAAAGGAACCCUACGAAAUCAAAGCGAAAUCGUACUCCAGGUAUCAGCACGACAGCAGAAGCAACGGGUUGCUUGUCACGGGGGGGAUCGGCAAGCCUCGCAGCGAGGCGAAGGAUUCUGGCCCCGUGCAGGUGCCGGAGUUUCACCGGGGCCAGCCGUCCGGGAAGCCCCUUGCGCUGCAGGCGGCCCUGCACGGACAGGCUUCCAUCGGGAACGGGCGGGCGCAGCAGGAGAACUCGCGGCUGGCGGCCAAGUCCAACGGGCUGAUGCUGGGCAGGGCUGGGGACGUGAGCCAGAGGGACAGCUCCAGCCAGACGCCCUACGAGCAGGAGUCCGUGCUCGCAGCUCAUUUGGCCAGCCAGAGCGGCUUCAGGAAAUCCACCAUAGAACAUUUUAGCCGGUCCUUCAAAGAGGCUACCAACAGUCUGGUGAGGACCACGGAAGAUCUCCGGUGCUGUGAAAAGCCAACGAGAAGACUCGCGACGAAAGACCGCUUGUGGAGCAAGCAGACGCUCGAAGGUGCUCCGUACCAGGACAACGACGGGUACUGUCCCGACUUAGAGCUGAGUGACUCUGAAGCAGAAAGUGACGAAAAUAAAGAGCAAGUGAGGUUACGACGGAGUAGCUCGGAGAGAGAAAGCCCAAGUAAGGACUUCGGAAGAGAUUGUCACAAUAGAAACAAAAAGAAUAUGAUUUCUCACGGUUCGGUACAAAGGUGAUUAGAAGCCCCCACGGGGUAACUCAGCCUUUAUGUAUUCCGGUGUACCAGUGCAAAGCUCAGCAUCAACAGGUUCCAGAAACCAGUACAGGACCUACGACAGGAAGAACUGCAGGAGGGGAUGGGGGAGGGCGGAGAAAUGGGAGUCGUUUUGUUCAACUGUGAAUUGGCUUGCAGCCUUCGCAAGGCUAACCGAGUUACUGCAGAGUCGCGUAGAAAUGGACGGGGUUUAUUAGAGGUUAACAUCUGGGGAAGCGUGAGGCGGUUGGGCCUUGCGUAAAUUCAGGAAACUGCUUCCUCCUUGCCAGCUUGUGUGCGAGGCAAGAUGCUCACGCUAUGUCAGCCGUGUGGCGCUGGACAGGUAAUAAAGGAGUCCUUGCAUUGCUCGAGCCCGUUGCAGGGGGCUGCAGACGGAGACGCUGAAACCGCGUCCUUACAGCACCUGCCGCGUGGCGUUGAUCCAGCAAGGCACUUGGGGACGCGUGAGAAAGCUGAGCGCAUGAAAAACCCUGCUGCUUUCCCUCGGGUGGCCCAGCCCAUGCCCAAGUGCUCUGCUGGAUCAGGCCCAAAGCGACUACUAAGCGACGGCUCCUUCCGCGCGGGGCCUCGAACGGCGGUGGCAUUUGCAGGCUCCUUGCGGAGGGUGGAAGCCGGCGUCGCUGGCGCUGCCAAACUCACUGACCUCUAGAUGUGCCCCCGGUCCCUGCUCUUGCUGAAGGUCGUGUUUCUCUUUGCAAUUAUUUGCUUAUUUUGUAAAUAUACAACUUCUAGUACUUCAUUUUUUUUUAAUCUCUGUACAUAGUUGCUUGUUGUGGGAUGCACUUGUAAAUAUUUUACCCAGCUAACAAGUACAGAUGGCUAAUUUUGUGGAUAGUGUUUACAAAAGUAGAUGUACUACUUCAAAGAAAAAUGCUAUUUGACACUUAAAUUUAGGCAAUCACCGGUGAUGCCAGGUUCCUCUUGAAACUGAAAUUUCACAUCCGGAGGUGUUUGUACCUGGUGUUUUUAAAAUAAGAUGAAUUAGAAAUAAUUUUGCCUGAACUUUUUAUUUAGGCACGAAUUUUCAACCCUAGCUGCCUCAAUGUGGGCUUAGGAGCCCCACUUCUGGCAUCUAGGCCUGUGAAAUUUUAGCCAGUCAUCAUUUGGAGUAUGUUUUUUUUAUUGCUGAUAAUUUAUGGUUACGUUAAGCUGCUUUUCAACCUCUGGAUCAGUUGCUGUUUCCCAAACUAAAACUUUUUUUUUUUAACGUGCUUUAAAAUCAGUUGUUAACCAGCGUUUAAACUUCAACCUCUGUUGAGGAAGCGAGAAGGGAGGGGAAACCCUUUUCGGUUUGUUUAUUUUAUCUGGGAUUUCUGUUUGAAUGCGGACAAAUUUCUUGUGUUCUAGACCGUGUUGUGUUGAUCAACAAAGUAACCGCACUGUUCUUCUCUGAAAUGCCGUACGUUUCAUAAAUCCACAGCAUCCUCUGUCCCCACGUCACCAGCUGAGCUGGGACAUGGGCUGCAUAGGGCAUCCUGCACGCCUCUGUUCAGAUGGGGGCUCAUUUUCCCUACAAAUGAAAGGUUCACACCCGGUGUCACGAUGACUAUGCAGAAGCCAAACAGCAUGUUUUUCUUCUCCAUUAUCUUAAUUUACUGCUUUUAGUUUGGGAAAUAACAACGCUCUUAGAUUUGGUUUAAGCUUUGAAAUCUCCCUCGUUGCAAUAGGACUAGCAAGUCAGGGGCUGGAGGGCUUUAAUGAAAUAAAAAAACCAUGAAACGGCAUCCUUAGCAAUCCUGCUCUAUUUGCUUCAUGCAGUUUCUUUUUUUUUUUCUCCCCACUUCUUGAUUUUAUGUAUAUUUGUGUAAUUUGUCUCUCUAGAGCUGUAUCUUCAAAAUUAUUUCUUUUGGUGUAAAUAUGCAGUAGCAUUUUAGGUUUCCACAUAUUUUAUUUUAAUGGGAAAUGCUUUGUGUUCUAAGCCAUGGGUCAUUCAGAAUAAGUAAACAAAUGUUUGUUCAUUUGUAUUCCAGUUCUGACUCUCUUAGUUUUCCUUCGAUAUUUAUUAGUAAUCCUCUUACUGGUCACAAAAUUUUAUGAAGCUUGCGUUGGGAACACUUACGUGGGAGGCUGGCAAAGCGUUCAUGCCAUUUUGUGGCCAGAAGCAUAUGGCGGAGGGGAGGAAAAUGGUGCUUCAGCAAAACUCAGCAUUUCUGCUCUUCUGGGGUUAUUAAUUCAGUUGUUUCCCGCCUGGGCAAUGGUUUUGCUAAUUUUUACAUGAUUUUAAUAGAUAUAUGAAGGAGCCCUUGGUUAUGUAGUUCUCAAGUAUUGUCCCCAAAGUGCAUUUGCUAGUUUUUAUUGUGUGUUCGGUGGCUAACUGUUUGAAGUAUUACCUCUUAACCUUAUUUGUCAUUUUUUUGUGUUUUUGCAUUUUGUUUUAUAUAUAUAAAUAUAUAUAUAUUCAAUUUUCCAAGAUGGACUCGGUCUUUUUCAGAUGUCCCCUUUUUACAAGUACUUUUUCAUUAAAUUAUGAAACUGCUAACAGU